This is a messenger RNA of Seminavis robusta, 2231 nucleotides long. Lineage: Eukaryota; Bacillariophyta; Bacillariophyceae; Naviculales; Naviculaceae. The record is from the annotation of a GenBank genome assembly.
UCGCCACAAUUUUGCUAAAACCACAAAAGAAACUGUCAAGUUGUUGCUUGGCUUGGUUGAUUGGAGUCUGCCAACCUGCAAGUUCCUCUAUCUGCCACUGGCAAGCUAGCUGCGUGCUGUGCGGUCAAGUGCCAAGAUAAUACUGCUAUCGAACUGAACCAAGUUGAUACCAUCUAUCUCGUCCAUCUUUCUGUGUGUGUGCGUGUCCGCUCAUUCUGGUCCAUGAUUGAUCGACGGUAAUACAUAGCAUGGACCUGAAGAAUUUAUUAGUAUGGUGGAUUCACUUUCUCCUCGGCUUUUUCGGGUGGAUCACCGGAUGGGAGACGUUUCCAGAGGAGAUUGGAUUUGGGAACAAGGAUCCGUUCAAUGUUUCGGGUGGAUUCUGUGAGAAUGUAAGAGAUUCCAUGGCACGGUUAUCACCCAAAGGUAGCUUUGAUGGUCAGAUCCUCAUCCCCUCGGAUGGUCAUGAGUUUGGCAAGGCGCGAGAGCAGUACGCAUCAGUGACGUUUGCUCAGGAGCUCAGCCCGAGUGUCAUUGCUCUUGUUCAGUCAGAGGGUGAUGUACAAGCAGCAGUAAGAUUUGCCACAAAGUGCAACUUCAGCGUGAGCAUCCGAUCUGGUGGACACUCUUAUCUUGGCACAUCAUCUUGUGACUCUGGUAAAGGAGCCUGCAUUCAAAUCGACGUAACAGGGAUCAAUCAUCAAGUUCUUCUGCCAGGUCAAGUCAAGUUGGGACCUGGUAAUCGGCUCAAGGCUGCGUCAGAAUUCCUCAAACAAAAUGGAAGAUUCUUGCCUACUGGAGAGUGCCCAGGGGUUGCGUUGGGUGGUCAUAUGCAAACAGGAGGAGUUGGCUUGUUCACAAGGCAUUUUGGACCUUUUGUCAAUCGAGUCGAGUCCUUUAGGAUUGUGCUGGCCGAUGGAGCUUUGCACAACAUUGUGACACCAACCGAUGAAACAACUCAGCUCAACGACGAUAUCUUUUAUGCCGUCCUUGGAGGUGCUUCUGGAUCAUGGGGCGUGGUGACUGAGAUGACUUUGAACACCAUCAAUGAUGCAGACUACUUUUCUGUGUACUGGAAACUGGCCUAUUGGUGGGAUACUGAUGAAGAUACUGACGGCAUUUCCAAUAUGAUGCGGACUUGGGCCAAGUUGGCCCACGAAAGACAGCAUGACUGGCGAUGGUCGUCACAUUGGAGUGUUGUGGGUGCCAAGAACGUACCAGGCCUGGGGAAUCGAAUCCAGAUGGAAGGCUCCUGGGUUGUACCAAUAGAACAAAAAGAUGACUAUGAUUUUGACUUCUUUCAGGCCAUUGAUGAUGCAUGUAUCAAUUGCAAUCGGUUCCGCUAUAUCAACGUAACAGAGCCAUUGUCCCAGAUUUGGCGUCAUCGAUAUUUGAGAACUCUCAUCAACAAGGGUACAGGGCGUGAAUUUCCCGUACCAUACACGCGAUCAAUGCAGCAAACAGAAUCCUUCCCGGACCCAGAUGGGAUGGAAGGCAUCACAAGAGCCAUUGGCAAACUGUUGCCUUCUCGGUUCAGCCCCCAUUUCAUCAUCAGCCAACUCGUUACAUUGCGCGGAGCAGAGCCAAAUCGUGCAUUGCCGUGGCCAAAAGAUCUACUGGGAAUCACGCUGGAUUACUUUUACGUCCCGCCGAGUGAUUGGGUAGUCGACCACAACCAAAGAGCACUGGACUUUGGAAAGGAGCUAAGAGAUCAUCUACACGAUCAAGACCAUCGAAUGUACUGGGCUGCUUAUGAUUCACCUUCCCUGGACAGAGACUGGCCCAAGUAUUUCGAGAGUGAAGACAAGUACAGGCGGCUGCAGGUUAUCAAGGGACGCUAUGAUCCUCAAAAUGUGUUUCAAAACGAAAUGUCAAUACCUCUACCGAAACGAAAAGAGAUUGGAGAGUUGGCUGGUAAUCAGACAAACACAGCAACGGAAAGGAGAAAUCGAGAACAGGUGCCCGGAUCGGAGCACCUGCAACAACAACGACGACGGUCAACGUCAAGUGAUUCACAAGAGUGUUUGCUGCAUUCGCCACCAGGAGCGUGCCUCGUCAACGAGGAAGCACUGAUGUCGUAAGCGCCGCUCAUUCCUUCUUUCUAUUUCCAUUGGGGGAGCACACGUUACCUAAGCGUGCAUUUUUCUUCUCGUCGGUCCACUUCAUAUCAUAGACUUGGUCAAGAUAGACGCGUUGGGCUAUAACCUGUUCAUAAACAUAUUAUUUCUAUG